Messenger RNA from Enterobius vermicularis (human pinworm), 375 nucleotides. The record is from the annotation of a GenBank genome assembly. NCBI's taxonomy places the organism in Eukaryota, Metazoa, Nematoda, Chromadorea, Rhabditida, Oxyuridae.
AUGGCUUCCUACGGAUAUAUUCCAUCAUUCAAAGAACGCAGAUCAUUUGCAGGUCGAGUGAAGGAUGCAACUGAAAUCAGAGCGAAGUUCCCCAAUAAGAUUCCUGUUAUUAUUGAACGAUUUGAAGGGGAUAAAUAUUUGCCGAUGCUUGAUCGUUGUAAAUUUUUAGUGCCAGAUCAUAUAACUGUAGCAGAACUUAUGCAGAUUGUUCGCAGGAAGCUGCAACUUCAUCCGGAGCAGGCGUUUUUUUUGUUAGUCAAUGAAAAAUCAAUGGUUUCAAAUAGCAUGACGCUGCUACAGCUUUAUCAAAUGGAAGCCGAUCAAGAUGGGUUUCUGUAUGUAGUUUAUACAAGUAUGCCAGCAUUUGGUAUUUGA